AUGCAGUCAGCAGUGAUGAUACUUUUGGAACGGGCAUUAAAAGGAGGACUCGGCAACCCCAAAAUCAAUUAUGUGGAACCUCAAGUUGGACGCGUUCAAUGUAGUCUGCCUAGAGCUAUGUGCUCUAGUGAAGAAAAUCAUGAAACAAAACCACCAGGGGCUGAGAUGAGAAUUUUUCCUGAUGAGCAUUCCUGUGAAGAUUCUGGCAGUAAUAAGAUUUCAGCUGUUGAAAGUGAAACUAAGUGCAUUUAUACUAUAGAGGGGGUGUUGCCAUUAAGGACAGUGGAUCAUGUAGAAGUGGUCCAAGGACAGGUAAUGGAAGCUUCUGAGCAUCUUGUAGUUUUCUUUUGCAAGCUUGAGCCAGGCUUUUGUGUUGGUGAGUUGCUUGAGGAGAAUGUUGAUCGUGGGAUUCUUUUACAGAUGGACACAACUCCUGAUAUAUGCAGCAAUAAUCACAUGGGAAACUUUGGUUUUCUGCAAAACAAUUACAAUUCUGUGCAGGAUGAUUUCUCUGUAGUUUCUGCUGGCGAUCAUAUCUACAGUUUGUUCAACAUUGAAUAA
Messenger RNA from Ilex paraguariensis (yerba mate), 561 nucleotides. The record is from the annotation of a GenBank genome assembly. Lineage: Eukaryota; Viridiplantae; Streptophyta; Magnoliopsida; Aquifoliales; Aquifoliaceae.